CACAUUGACAAUGGCACAUAAAACGUCAGUAGGUCUUAAUAUCCGUCGUAAUGUGUUUGAUAUUUCAAGGAACAUUCGUUUUGUUCAAAUAGUUAGUUUCUUUUUCGUUUUAUUCGACCUAAAUGCAAAACAAAAUCGAAAUGAGUGAUGAUGAAAUCAUCGAAGAUAUUCCGGUUUAUUUUUCAAAAACACUUGCCGAUAACCUAUAUGUUCUGCAAUAUCCGACUCGAAAAGCCGAUGAAAAUGCAAACGAUGCUGUGAUACUGAAAAGUUAUGUGAAGCCAGUGAAUCAGGAAUUGAAAAUUCAAUACAAACUCGACACCGCUUCACGUCACUAUGAUGCAUUCAAGGGUGAACAGUUGGCCAUUGCGGCCGAUGGAAAGGAUCGUAGCGAGCGAAUGUAUGACAGCGGCACUAUGGAUCAUCAAACCUUUGUUAGUUCUAAAUCGAUGGAAAAUCCAAAGCGAUACAUUGUUGGCUAUAUGACAAACUAUCAUGAUAAGGGGAAAGAGAUGCACCUCUCACUGAUCAAUGGCAUCAUUCAAAUGCGACCGAGUUUUUCACAUUUCGACCGAUUCGAGUCACGACGAAUCGCCGAACAAAAAGCCGAACAAGAAAGUGAUGCCGAAGAAGAGGAACCCAAACAUGUGACCGUCAAAUUUGCCCGCACCGAAACCGAUCGUACGCGAAAAGCACGUGAAAAAUCGUUUAAUUAUCUGUUGAAACGAAGUGAAGAUGAACCGUGGUGCGAAGCGGAAUGGUGUGCUCAGGAUACAAUUCAGGCUCAAUUGGAACGGCAAAAAUUAUUUUCCACCAGCGACGAAUCAACCGGCCAUGCACUUAGUUUACCUCACAAUGAGUAUGUCGAGAUUUUAAUUCCGGCCGAACGUGAUUUCAGCAAUGUCGAUAUAGCAACGAAUUCAACCAUGUGCAGCAUGAGUAAAUUGAAAACAUUUCCAUUGCCCGAUCAAAUUCGCUACAUUUUGAAGGAUGCCAGAGUCGUGCCGUUUGAACGUUUGGCGGAAAUUAUUGGCAAGAGUAUUUACAAUGAAGAAAAAAUUCUUCGCGCACUGCCCACCGUUGGCCUAAUGAUCCAUGGCAAUUGGGUGGUUCAAUCGGAAGCAAUUUACCCACCAAAAACUGUAUCAUCUAUCAACGGUGUAUCAGCAGAGCUGAUGUGCCGAGCUCGUGAUUAUAUUCUUUAUCAGUUUUAUCGCAAUGAAUUUAUUGAUCGUAAAAAGAUUAGCCUAGUAACACAGGUGCCACCCGACGAAGUAGAAGAAUUAUUGUUAACGAUAUCAAAGUGGGACGGUAAAAAUGGUUGGCAAUUACUGCGUUCGCCAAAUCCUCGUUUCGAACAAAAAUACCCUGAACUUAAGCAACGACAAGACAUUUUCUGGCGAUCAAAAGAAGAACUCUUCGUCGAAAUGGAACAAGAAGCACGAUCACCGCGACGAAAACGAAAAAUUUCAGUUAAAUCAUCCACCUAAGUUAUCAUAAAUAAUUAUUCAACUUUUUUAUUUGUGACAAUUUUUUUUAUUAUAUAUUCGAAAUGAAAUCUGAAUAAAAAGUUAAUUCAA
This is a messenger RNA of Sitodiplosis mosellana (orange wheat blossom midge), 1580 nucleotides long. It is a transcript of the gene Polr3E, whose product is annotated as DNA-directed RNA polymerase III subunit RPC5. The coding region runs from base 123 to 1490 and encodes 455 amino acids. The transcript has 4 exons. NCBI's taxonomy places the organism in Eukaryota, Metazoa, Arthropoda, Insecta, Diptera, Cecidomyiidae. The record is from RefSeq and is a predicted model, not a curated record. Gene Ontology annotation, biological process: DNA-templated transcription. Gene Ontology annotation, cellular component: RNA polymerase III complex; nucleus.